Molecule: messenger RNA, 4459 nt
Organism: Tympanuchus pallidicinctus (lesser prairie-chicken)
Lineage: Eukaryota; Metazoa; Chordata; Aves; Galliformes; Phasianidae
Exons: 7
Coding region: 987-3986 (999 amino acids)
Cellular component (GO): nuclear envelope
Molecular function (GO): nuclear export signal receptor activity
Source: RefSeq, a predicted model, not a curated record
GACACGAGAGCAGAGGCCGACCCCCAGCUCCCUGCAGCCUCCCUUCAGGCAGUCAUAGAGAGCAGUGAGGUCUCCCCUGAGCUCCUCCUCUCCAGGCUGAACAUUCCCAGCUCCUUCAGCCUCUCCUCAUCAGCCCUGUGCUCCAGACCCCUCACCAGCUUUGUUGCCCUCCUUUGAACACGUUCCAGGGCCUCAACGUCUUUCUUGCAGUGAGGGGCCCAAAACUGGACACAGCACUCGAGGUGCGGCCUUACUAGAGCUGAGUACAGGGGCACAAUCACCUCUCUGCUCCUGAAGGCAGCGCUGUUUCUGAUGCAGGCCAGGCUGCCCUUGGCCUUCCUGGCCACUUGGGCACACUGUGGGCUCAUAUUCAGCCCAGCAUCCAUCCAUACCCCCAGGUCCAUUUCCUCUACGCUGUCCUCCAGCCACACCGCCCCAAGCCUGCAGCGUCGCCUGGGGUUGUUGUAGCCCAAGCGCAGGACCCGGCAUUUGGCCUUGUUGAAACCCAUUCCAUGGGCUUCAGCCCAGCUCUCCAGCCUGUCCAGAUCCCUCUGUGUGGCCUCGCCAGCCCCUGGCAGAUCCACACUUCCAGCCCAUUUGGUGCCAUCUGCGAAUGUACUGAGGGUGCACUCGAUGCCCUCCUCCAGGCCAUCAAUAAAGAUCUUGAGGAGGACAGGCCCAGCACCGAGCCCUGGGGCACAGCGCUCACGACCAGUUGCCAGCUGGGUUUAACUCCAUUCACCGCUGCUCUCUGAGCCCGGCCCUCCAGCCAAGACUUCUUGCUGGCUUGGUCGGCGUUGUGCGAAUGGCUUUGCAUCCUUUCUUCUUUGUUUUCAGGUUCCGUCGGAGGAGCCAGAGGAGGAUGGCGUUCCACUUUCCAGAGAUACAGAAACACUGUCCGGGCAUCCGUGCUGCAGCGCGUGAGAGGACGUGGAGGAAGAUGCCCUACCAGAAACCAGAUAAGCACAGUCCACAACCAGCCCACAAUGGUGCAGCAUGUGGGAGGGGCUGUAGGAGCAGGGGGUGCCAGUGCCCAGACUGCCGUUAUCGUUAGCCAGCCCUCCAUGGUCCAGCGUAAGGGAGGAGCUGAUGGAGGUCGGGGUGCUGCUACCCCCAGAAACACUAAGACAGAUACAAAUCUUGGCCAGCCCUCCAUGGUCCAGCGUAAGGGAGGAGCUGAGGGAGGUCGGGGUGCUUCUACCCCCAGAAACACUAAGACAGAUACAAAUCUUGGCCAGCCCUCCAUGGUCCAGCAUAAGGGAGGAGCUGAGGGAGGUCGGGGUGCUUCUACCCCCAGAAACACUCACAUAAUCCAGCCUGCCAUGUCAAAGAACAAGAGAAAAGCCGUGUUUGAGAACAAGAGAGAGGACACGUUUCAGAACAAGAGAAGAGCUGUAGGAGGACUGGGAGACAUGACCCAGAGAAAUACAGAGCAUGGCCAGGCACCCAUGGUGCAGCACACGAAAGGAGCUGUAGGAGGUCGGGAUGCUGCUACCAUGAGAAACACUCAGACAGAUACAGAUCUUGGCCAGCCCUCCAUGAUCCAGGAUAAGGGAGGAGCUGAGGGAGGUCGGAGUGCUGCUACCCCCAGAAACAAACACAUUAUCCAGCCAGCCAUGUCAAAGAAGAGAAAAGCCAUGUUUGAGAACAAGAGAGAGGCCGUGUUUGAGAACAAGAGAAGAGCUAUAGGAGGACUGGGAGACAUGACCCAGAGAAAUACAGAGCAUGGCCAGGCACCCAUGGUGCAGCACACAAAGGUUGCUGUGGGAGGUCGGGUUGCUGCUACCAUGAGAAACACUCAGACAGGUACAAACCUUGGCCAGCCCUCCAUGAUCCAGGAUAAGGGAGGAUCAGUGGGAGGAUCAGGAGACAUCGAUCAGAUAACCAGCAUGCUCAGCCAACUAUCCAUGGUGCAGCUCACAGAAGGAGCUGUAGGAGCAUCGGGGGACAGUAGCCACAUAAAUAAACAUCUCAGCCAGCCCUCCAUGAUCCAGGACAAGGGAGGAGCUGUGGGAGGUCGGGGUACUGCUGCCCCCAGAAACACUCAGACAAGUACAAAUCUUAGCCAGCCCUCCAUGAUGCAGGAUAAGGGAGGAGCUGUGAGAGGAUCAGGAGACAUCGAUCAGAUAACCAGCAUGCUCAGCCAACUAUCCAUGGUGCAGCUCACAGAAGGAGCUGUAGGAGCAUUGGGAGACACAACACAAAGAAGUACCAAGCAUGGCCAAGCACCCAUGAUCCAGGAAAAGGGAGGAGCUGUGGGAGGUCAGGGUGGUGCAACCCCCAGAAACACUCAGAGAAAUACAGAUCUUAGCCAGCCCUCCAUGAUGCAGGAUAAGAGAGGAGCCGUAGGAGGAUCAGCGGACAUUGAUCAGAUAACCAACAUGCUCAGCCAGCUAUCCAUAGUGCAGCUCACAGAAGGAGCUGUAGGAGGUCAGGGUGCUGCUACCCCGAGAAAUACAGACAUUAUCCAUCCAGCCGUGUUAAAGAACAAGAGAGGAGCCGUGCUCGAGAACAAGAGAAGAGCUGUAGGAGGAUCGGGACAUGCUGCACCGACAGAUACAAAGCUUAGCCAGCCACCCGUGAUGCUGCACACGGGAAGAGCUGUAGAAGAAUGUGGUGCUAGCACCCGAAGGAAGAGAAAUCCUAUCCGCCCAGCCGUGUCCCUGUAUAAGGAAGGGGCUGUAGGAGGAUCUCAAUCUCGUGACCAGACAGACACAAAUCCUAGCCAGGCCUCCAUGCUGCUGCACAAGAGUGGAGUAGUAGGAGGAUCGGGACAUUCUACUCCGACAAAUACAAGCCUCAGCCAGCCGUCGGCGCUCCAGAACACGAUAGGAAGUGGAGCCGGAUGGGGGGGCACUACUACAACAAGUACAAACGUCAGCCAGCUACCCGUGAUCCAGCACACGGAAGGAGCUGAAAAAGGAUUGGGUGAUGCUACCCUGACAGACACCGAUCUUAACCAGGCAGCCGUGAUCCAGCACACUGGAGGCGAUGGAGGACGUGUUGUUCGUGCCCGGAGAAACACAAACCUUCUCCCGCCAGCCAAGCUGCAGCACGAAGGAGGAUCUGCAGGAGGACGGGGCGCUCCUGCAGCCGUUGUGCAGCCUCCUGUGCUCCCAAAGAGCUCCUCGGGUGGCAGCCGCGAUGGAGCAGGACUCUCUGGUGCCUCCGGUGUUGGAGCUGCAGGCAAGAAAGGCGCAGCGUCCUUGCAGAAAGCGAGCUCUGCAUUAAGCGGUGCAAACCCGGCUGGUGACUACGGAGAUGAACGGCAGAGACUUGUGGACUGGGUAGCAGAAGACAUGGUGACCUGGGAAUCUUCUGGACAGUGGAUGUUUUCAUGUUACUGUCCUGAGAAGGGCAAGCCUAAUGUUUCAGACUUUCCAGAGAUCUCCCCUGAGGAGCUGCGCCUGGGGUAUUACAUCUGCAGAGCCAAGAAGGGCACAGGACUCUACAUAAACGCUGUCCAUCAGUAUGUGCAGCAAUGGAGAACCAGGCUGCAGGAGCUGAAGGUUUUAAACGCCUGGAGAACAGCAUCGAUGCUCCUUUGGAGAGAGAAAGCGGACACUCAACCAUUACUGUUUCUUGUAUUGGGAGGACAGCAAGCCCCAAGCCCUGGGUUCCCAAGCUCUCCAGCCAACAGCCGCAGUCCUUCAGUUCCAUCCGCAGCCUCCCUUCACGCUCCUGGAGCGGCCGCUGGCCGUGGACUGUGGGGCUUCUGGGCCCUGGGAGCUCGGCUGCUGCAAACCCUGCCCGCACCGCUCCGCUUGCUGUCGCUGCUCCCAAGGCAGCUGCAGAGACUUCUCAGCCGGGAGCAAGCAGCGCUUCGGCCGCACCGACAGCCGGUGCCUCUGGACACAGCGCCGCGUCCGCGCCUCUGCAUCCCCACGGCAUCAGAGCAGGCAGCUCUGCGCACCGAGGAGGGAACUGAGGGCCGGAGAGCUGGAGCAGCGAAGGGCCAAGAAGAUCAGGCAAGGAAAGAUCCCUGAGACCACGAUCAGCAGACCUUUAUAUGACAAGGAAUGGAGUUAAUUCUGAACUUAUGAGCCUUAACUCCAAAGGCUAUAAGUCGAUUUUGAACUUCUAGGCCGUAAUGCCAUAGGAUCUAAGUCUAUUUUGAGGCUCUGCGCCAUAAUUCCAUAGGAUCUAAGUUAAUUCUGAAGUUCUGUGCCCUAAUUCCCCAGUAUCUAACUUAUUUCUGAAGUUUUAUGACUUAAUUUCAUAGCACUUAACUUAAUUCUGAAGUUGUGAGCCUUAAUUCCAUAGAACGAAAGUUGAUUUCGAAGCUCUGUGCCCCAAUUCCGUAAGAUUUAAGCUAAUUCUGAAGUUAAGUGCCUUAAUUGCAUAGCAUCUAAGUUAAUUCAGACGACAAAUGCCUUAAUUCCAUAUGAUCUAAGUUAAUUCUGAAGGCAUAUGCCUUUAAUUCCAUAGCACCUAAGUUAAUUCUGAAGGCAUAUGCCUU